Messenger RNA from Nematocida minor, 1917 nucleotides. Its product is annotated as pre-mRNA-splicing factor ATP-dependent RNA helicase DHX15/PRP43. NCBI's taxonomy places the organism in Eukaryota, Fungi, Microsporidia. The transcript has a single exon. Gene Ontology annotation, molecular function: RNA binding; ATP binding. Gene Ontology annotation, cellular component: intracellular anatomical structure. The coding region runs from base 1 to 1917 and encodes 638 amino acids. The record is from RefSeq and is a predicted model, not a curated record.
AUGGCUCUGCCAAUAGAAGACAGAAAAAACGAAAUACAGCAGCUAAUCAGAAAUAACCAGGUUCUUGUUCUUUCCAGCGAGACAGGCACGGGCAAAACCACGCAGGUGCCUAAAUACGUGUAUGAAAUGUACGGUGAGUCCGUUAUUUGCUCGCAGCCCAGGAGAAUAGCUGCCAUAAGCAUUGCAAAAAGAGUCUCUGAAGAGAUGGGGCAGGCCCUGGGCCAGCUGGUUGGGUACAGUGUGCGGUUUGAAGAGUGCACAUCAGAAAACACCAGAAUACGGUACGUAACAGACGGAACCCUCUUAAGAGACUUUAUCGAUGACCCAAAAGUCUCUCAAUACAAAGCCAUAAUAAUAGACGAAGUGCAUGAGAGAACAAUAAAUAUCGACUUGUUGCUGGGGCUAGUAAAAGAUGCGAUACAAAUAAGGGAAGACCUGAAAGUCGUGAUAAUGAGCGCUACGCUCAGCACGGAUAAGUUCCUUGACUAUUUUCCAGGCGCAGAGACCCUCCACAUAAAGAGCAGAUCGUAUCCCAUUGAGGUGGUAUAUGCUCCAUCAGAUAAAAGCGAGUAUCUUGAAAAAGCCAUUGAAACUUCGAUAAAAAUCAGCGAAAACGAGCCUGAAGGAGACAUCCUAGUCUUUCUCACGGGAGAAGACGAGAUAGAGAAGAGCUGCCGGAUGAUAAUGGAGAGACAGAGAGACUUGAAAAAAAAACUCAUUCCUCUUCCGCUGUACUCCUCGCUGCCAAUGCACGCACAGAAUGAAAUAUUCGAGAAAAAAGGAGGAAGAAAGGUUAUAUUCGCGACUAACAUAGCAGAGACAUCAAUCACAAUAGAAAGCAUUGUUUAUGUGAUCGACUGCGGGUAUUCAAAACAGAAGAUAUACGACUCUAAAAUGCAGUCAGAAAUGCUUUUGCGGCUUCUCAUUUCCAAAUCAAGCGCAGACCAGAGAAAAGGCAGAGCCGGAAGAGUGCGGUCUGGCAUAUGCUACAGACUCUACGAUGAAGAAACAUACAAGAAAAUGGAGCCGUUUACUAUUCCCGAAAUACUGCGCGGCGAGCUCUCCUCUCUGAUCUUGAAAAUGGCGCGUCUUGAGAUUAAAAAUCUUGUCACUUUUGAUUUUAUCGAGCCGCCACUGCCAGAGUCCGUUAUUGUUGCGCUCAAUCAGCUGUACUUCCUGGGAGCCAUAGACUCCAACGGAAACAUCACGGAAGAAGGAAGGCUGAUGGUUGAGUUUCCGCUCGAGCCAAAAGACGCAAAAACUCUCCUUGAGUCUAUUAGGUAUGGCGUAGAAGAAGAGAUAACCACACUAGCAGCCAUUUCAGGCAACUUGAUAUUUGACAAGAAAAAGUUUGAUCUGGGAAUGGAGCACAGCGAUCAUCUGUCGUACUAUUUAAUCGUGAGAGACUUUGAAAAUACACAGAACAAAAGACAGUUCUGCUAUGCACACGGGCUGAAUGAAAAGAAUCUAGAAAAUACGCUAAAAUCAAAAAAGCAAAUCAGGAAAAUACUGGAGAAGAUAAGGCCAAAGAUAGCACAGCACCCAGGCAUAGAUGAGAUAGAUGUGGCUGUGCGAGUAGAAAUGGCCAUCCUUGGGGGAUACCUGUUGCAGACAUCGUACUCCCAGAAGCAGAGAGUGGCAUUCCUGGCAGGAUCGGGAGCAAGUGUGCAGAUUCGCCGAUUAGAGCCGCCAAAAGCCCGCACAAUAGGAGGAAGAAGAGGAUCGAGCCAAAAUACUGAUCCCAAAUGGAUCACUUACAAAGAGCUAACAAAAAUGGACGGUAAGUACGUGAUUAGGCUAGUAAGCGAUCUUACGGAAGGAAUAGCAGAGAAGCUCUUCCAAAAGAACGCACACGUCUUAGCAAAGAUUCAGUUUUCACCACUCUCUGUAAUUGGAAAUGCCAGAAGAUACAGAUAG